AUGGCUGAAGGUAAUAUCACUUAUGUUACUGAAUUCAUCCUCAAAGGAAUUACAGACCGGCCAGAGCUCCAGGUUCCAUGCUUCCUGGCAUUUUUACUUAUCUAUCUGGUCACAGUGCUAGGCAACCUGGGCUUGAUCACCUUAAUCAGGAUUGAUUCUCGACUCCACUCCCCAAUGUACUAUUUCCUCAGUCACUUGGCCUUUGUGGACCUUUGCUACUCCUCUGCUAUCACACCGAAGAUGAUGGUGAAUUUUGUUGUGGAACCCAACACUAUUCUCUUCCAUGCUUGUGCAGUGCAGCUGGGUUGUUUUCUCACUUUCAUGAUCACGGAGUGUUUCCUUCUAGCCUCCAUGGCCUAUGACCGCUAUGUGGCCAUCUGCAGUCCCCUGCAUUAUUCAACUCUGAUGUCAAGAAGAGUUUGCAUCCAGCUGGUAGCAAUCCCGUACACGUACAGCUUCCUGGUCGCCCUCUUCCACACCAUCAUCACCUUCCGUCUGACUUACUGCGGCCCCAACGUGAUUAACCAUUUCUACUGUGAUGACCUCCCUCUCUUAGCACUGUCCUGCUCAGACACACACAUGAAGGAAAUUCUGAUUUUUGCCUUUGCUGGCUUUGAUAUGAUCUGUUCCUCUUCCAUUGUCCUCACCUCCUAUAUCUUUAUCAUUGCGGCCAUCCUACGUAUCCGCUCUACCCAGGGGCGACGCAAGGCCAUUUCCACCUGUGGCUCCCACAUGGUGGCUGUUAGUAUCUUCUACGGCACUCUGAUCUUCAUGUACCUACAGCCCAAGUCAAACCACUCCUUAGACACAGACAAAAUGGCUUCUGUAUUCUACACAGUGGUGAUCCCCAUGUUGAACCCCCUAAUCUACAGUCUAAGGAAUAAAGAAGUCAAGGAUGCCUCACAGAAAGCCUUAGAUAAAUGUUGUGAAACCUUAAAGUUAUUAAGAAAAUGAUAAU
This is a messenger RNA of Nycticebus coucang (slow loris), 958 nucleotides long. RefSeq names its product olfactory receptor 1038. The coding region runs from base 1 to 954 and encodes 317 amino acids. Gene Ontology annotation, molecular function: odorant binding; olfactory receptor activity; G protein-coupled receptor activity. Gene Ontology annotation, biological process: G protein-coupled receptor signaling pathway; sensory perception of smell. Lineage: Eukaryota; Metazoa; Chordata; Mammalia; Primates; Lorisidae. Gene Ontology annotation, cellular component: membrane. The transcript has a single exon. The record is from RefSeq and is a predicted model, not a curated record.